Messenger RNA from Esox lucius (northern pike), 2545 nucleotides. It is a transcript of the gene supt20h, whose product is annotated as SPT20 homolog, SAGA complex component. Gene Ontology annotation, cellular component: SAGA complex. Gene Ontology annotation, biological process: regulation of transcription by RNA polymerase II. NCBI's taxonomy places the organism in Eukaryota, Metazoa, Chordata, Actinopteri, Esociformes, Esocidae. Bases 99 to 2423 code for a protein of 774 amino acids. The record is from RefSeq and is a predicted model, not a curated record. Gene Ontology annotation, molecular function: transcription coregulator activity. The transcript is spliced from 22 exons.
GCUUUGAAUGGUCACUCUAUGGAGGUGACGGUGUGGGGCUAAGGACAGCUACAUCUGCUGCUGACUGUCGCUCACCCAGCUACCGGUGGCCGUCCACAAUGCAAAAAGUUUUGGAAUAUGCAUUGGAUCGGGCUGAGUACAUUGUUGAAAGUGCUCGUCAAAGGCCAGCCAAGAGGAGAGCCUCAUCUGGAGGGAGGAAAAGUUUAUACCAGAAACUGUAUGAGCUGUAUAUCGAAGAAUGUGAGAAAGAACCAGAGCUCAAGAAGCUACGACGGAAUGUGAACCUGCUAGAGAAGCUGGUGUCACAAGAGUCAGUGUCGUGUUUAGUGGUCAAUCUCUACCCCGGCAACGAGGGAUAUUCCCUCAUGCUACGUGGAAAGAACGGGUCUGACUCUGAGACAAUACGUCUGCCAUAUGAGGAGGGGGAGCUGUUGGAGUACCUGGAUGCAGAAGAGCUUCCCCCAAUCCUGGUGGAUCUCCUAGAGAAGUCCCAGGUGAACAUCUUCCACUGUGGUUGUGUGGUGGCGGAGGUCAGGGACUACAGACAGUCUGGCAACACCAAAAUGCCCUCUUACCAGAGCAGACACAUCCUGCUACGGCCCACCAUGCAGACCCUGAUCUGUGAUGUCCAUGCAAUGACCAGUGACCACCACAAGUGGACACAGGAGGAGAAGUUACAGCUGGAGAGUCAGUUGUUGUUGGCCACAGCUGAGCCUCUGUGUCUGGACCCCUCCAUCUCAGUCACCUGUACUGCCAACCAGCUGCUGUACAACAAGCAGAAGAUGAAUACGCGCUCCAUGAAACGUUGUUUUAAGCGUCACUCCCGGGCGGCGCUGAACCGCCAGCAGGAGCUGUCUCACCAAGCCCCACCCCCUCAGCUGCGUCUCUAUGACUACCUGCAGAAGAGGAAGGACAGGAAACUUCCGUCCUCGAUAGACCUCAAGAUCUCCAAUGCUGGAAACUGUGUGGACAUGUGGAAGCAGAACAACUUCCAACUUACUGUCCCUAAGGAGAUUGAUGUGGACAGGUAUGCUGUGGUGGAGAAGUCCGUAAAGCUGGAGGAAUCCCAGCCCAACGUCUGGCCUGCGGAGGAAGUCAUAGAUGACUAUACGUUUGAGUGUGAGGUGGGGGGCCAGGCCCAGAGGACCAAGGUGUGCAUCUUCCAGUCGGUGGGGGACCCUCUGGUGUAUGGGAAGAUCUACUGCACCAAAGAGCCCAAAGCAGAGGAGGACAGUAACGACCUACAUCUCAUACACCCACCGUUCCUAAUAGGAUCCAAGAUAGAUGCUGAACGGUUUCUGUCACAGUAUAAGGGUGUUUAUGAACGAGACGUCAAGUGUCAGGUGAAGAUGUCUCAUCACUCCGGUGUUGUGGGACAGAACCAUCUCUCACCAAACAGAGAGAUCGAGGUGGAGGGUCUGUCAACCAUGGUCCAGUCCUCAGGCGUGUUGGGAAAGGGGGUGAAGCACAGAUCGAGCAGCAGUUCUUCUGGUAACCUGUACAGUUCGUCCCAGGCCACCAGUGGUCUCCUGAAGUGUCCCACGCCCCCACCAGGAAGCGGCCCCCCCAAACCUCAGUCCCUGAGCAGGAAACACUCCCUGGAGCUGGGCCAGGGACUUCAGCUGGGCGGUCAGUUAGGGCAGGUGGGGCUGUUGUCCCCGGCAGCACUGUCACCGAUGGCAUCAACGCAGAGAUCGGGGACGCCGAAGCCGUCGACGCCCACCCCCACCAACACCCCCUGUUCCACGCCUCACCCCCCGGACUCCCUCCUCUCGCUGCCUCCCUCCGUCACCCCCACCCCUCCAGAGUCCCAUUCGCAGGCUCUCCUGGCCACCUACCCCCAGCAGCAGCUGGCCCUGUCCCAGGCCGUCAUGACCAUCCCCCUACCCACCGGCACCACCACGUCUCCGGUCAUGGCCAACCCCGCCGGCCUCAACUUCAUCAACGUGGUGGGCUCUGUCUGCAGUCCCCAGGCUCUGAUGAGUUCCAGUCCCAUGUUGGCGUCUGGUCUCAACCUGAGUGGUUUAGGAGGACUGAUGCCUGCUAUGCAGCCUACCACACAGACAGGGAGUCCAUUUGGUUUAAAUAACAGUUCUGGCCUCCGACCACUCAAUCUGCUGCAGAUUCCAUCGGGUCCUCUAAUCUUUAAUUCCCUUCAGCAGCAGCAGUUGUCCCAGUUCUCUCCUCAACAGAGUCAGUCUGCCACAUCAAGCCCACAGCAGCAAGGAGACAUGGGCGAUCAGGGGUCGGACCAGGGCGCCCAACAGACUGCAGUUAUCAACCUGACUGGAGGCUUUGUGUCCCCACAAACAGCAGUUGCAAUUCUCGCAGCACCCAACGCAGCAGCAGCAAACGGCUACGGCGGAGGCGGGACCUCAGGUGGUGUUGCCACAGCUACAUACCGCCAGCCAAGCAAGAAGUAAGAAGAGCGUGCUGCGCCCACACCGAAUCAUGACAACCCCCCCCCCCGCACGCAACCGGCCAUGAAAGAGGAGCAAUUCUACAGAGGACUAAAGAAAACACUACACACACACACCUACACCUA